Phragmites australis (common reed) is the source of this 1740-nucleotide messenger RNA. RefSeq names its product putative BPI/LBP family protein At1g04970. Gene Ontology annotation, molecular function: lipid binding. NCBI's taxonomy places the organism in Eukaryota, Viridiplantae, Streptophyta, Magnoliopsida, Poales, Poaceae. The transcript is spliced from 6 exons. The record is from RefSeq and is a predicted model, not a curated record. Bases 31 to 1491 code for a protein of 486 amino acids.
CGUCCCUUCCCUUCCACUGCCCCACCCACAAUGGCUUGUCUCCGUCUCCUACCCCUCCUCCUCCUCCUGUCCGCCGCCGCAGAGGCUGCCGGCGACGAGGCCCAUGUCUCCGCGGUGGUCGCGGAGAAGGGCCUGGCCUUCGCCAAGGACGUGCUGAUCGGGGAGGCGGUGCGGUCGCUGACCCCGCUCCGCCUCCCCGGGUCGGAGAAAGCUGUGCGCGUGCCCUUCCUGGGCGGCAUCCGCGUCGCCGCCUCCAAUAUCACGCUCUUCCACCUUGACGUCGGGGAGGACUCCGCCAUCUACCCAGGGGACUCGGGCCUCGUCGUCGUCGCGUCCGGCAUCACCGCCAACAUCAGCAUGGACUGGAGCUACUGCUACGAUUCGUGGCUCUUUCCCAUAGAGAUCGCCGACAGCGGGACUGCCUCGAUUCUGGUUCAAGGAAUGGAAGUUGGGAUAACCAUGGUAAUAAAGAAUAGCAAUGGGAGUUUGGCUUUGUCUAUUUCACAAUGUGGUUGUUACGUGAAGGACCUAGUGAUAUCUCUGGAUGGUGGAGCAUCUUGGUUUUAUCAAGGGUUUAUAAAUGCUUUUGAAGAUCAUAUUAAAGCUGCAGUUGAGAAGGCAAUACCCGAAAAUAUUAUUGAAGGCACUGGGAAACUGGACUCAUUUCUGCGAGGUCUUCCUAGGAGUGUCAGUCUGGACAAUGUCGCUGCCUUGAACAUGACUUUUGUUAACGAUCCACACUGUGGCAAUUCGUCGAUUGAGUUUGAUAUCAACGGGUUGAUUACUUCAGCAGUUGCUAAGACAAACUAUUUGCAGAAACAUCCACAGCUUUCUUUAUCAUGUGGUGGUGCAUCAAAAAUGCUUUUGCUUUCACUUGAUGAAGAUGUAUUCAAUUCGGCACUAGAAGUUUAUUUCAAGGCAGGUUCAAUGCACUGGAUUGUUGACAAAGUUUCUGAUCAAUCCCUGCUGAACACAGCUAGUUGGAAAUUUAUCAUUCCUCACUUGUACUGGAAUUACCCAAAUGAUGACAUGCUGCUAAACAUUUCAAUGGCUUCAUCCCCAGUGAUAAGUAUUACAUCUGAAAAAAUUGGUGCUACGAUUAACGCAGACAUGAUAAUUGAUGUUUUAGAUGGCAAGGAGACAGUUCCAGUUGCAUGCAUCUCAGUGGUUGUAAGUGCUUCAGGCGUUGUGGAGGCAUCAGGCAAUAAAGUAUAUGGUAAAGUUGGAUUAGAUAAUUUCUCCCUUGCGUUGAAGUGGAGCAAAAUUGGAAAUUUCCAUAUGUCCUUGAUUCAGGGAGUGAUUCGGGUUUUCUUGAACACGGUAUGCAUGCCCUAUUUGAACUCACGGCUAGGAAAUGGAUUCAUCGUGCCCGUAGUCCAUGAUUUCACUCUUAAAGAUGUCUACGUACUAACUACUGCGGAGCAGUUGACGCUUUGUUCUGAUGUCACCUUCACCAACGCAAGCAGCUUGGCGAGUUUACCAGUUUUGUGAUGCAGUGAAGUUAUAUGGAGCGUGUACCUUCCGUCUGGGCCACAAAGCAGGCCUGGGGCAUCUUAGAGUUGAAGUACAACACUUGUAACAUGUGUACAUUAUUGUACAUAAUCUCUCUUCAUCAAAAUUAUCCACAUUCAUUUGUACAAAUUAAUGAAUGGUGUACAUAUGAAUCAUACUCAACAACUAUUUGUGCACAUUAUUGUACAUGAUCUUUCUUUUGUCAAAAUUACCCACAGCUCAAACAUC